Messenger RNA from Paramuricea clavata, 8184 nucleotides. NCBI's taxonomy places the organism in Eukaryota, Metazoa, Cnidaria, Anthozoa, Malacalcyonacea, Plexauridae. The record is from the annotation of a GenBank genome assembly.
AUGGCUCGACCACCACAACUUAAUAAUUUCACGCUCCUAGAAUUGGAGAAUGUUGAAAGCGAACCACAAGAAUGGCCACAAAAUACAGUGAAAACAGAUAUUCUGUUAACUGUAGCAGAUGACAAUGCAUUCCUUGCUUGCUAUUCACGUAUGGAAGAAAUUCAACGACGUUACUUGCUGAAACUGGGAAUGGUAGAUUUUGGUCAAUUUAGCCAUGAAAAUGGUCGGAAUGUGAAAGUCGCAUUGAUGAGACAUGGAAAGGGAGCGAGCGAAAUUCAGACGGCUGAAGUGAUAAAUGCUGUCAGAGAUUUGCGCCCUAAAGUUGCCCUUUUGGUCGGGAUCUGUGAAACCAUAAAACCGGAAAUAGCAAAACUUGGUGAUGUUGUGAUUUCUUCGAAAUUGGCAACUUAUCAACUUCAAUUCAGACCUGACGGCACAGUUGAAUAUUGUAGCUCCAAAAUGGAUUUGAGUCGGAAUAUGGAAAGAUUGAUUCUGUCUGCGGCUGAUGGUUGGAAACCACCAUUAAAAGAACCAAAUAGUUUUAAAGUCAAAGUUCAUCAAGGUUUGAUGUUAAGUGGCUCAAAUUAUAUUGAAAAUCCUGAAAGAGUAAGAGACUUACAAAAAAAAUUUCCAAAUGCACUUGUUAUUGAAAUAGGGGGAAAAGGUAGGUAGAAGCUUCCUACCACUUAGUGCAUGGUUCUGCAUGUGUACUCCACACCAGAAAGGCUUAAAGCCAGUGAAUAAAUAUGUCAACUGGUUAGAAAUUUUUCACAUUUUUAGCCCGAAUGUGAAAGGCUCAUAUGCACAACUUGGCUGCUAAAUACAUCAGCAGGAGGUAUAUAAAAUGAUCAGGUCUUCUCAUCGCAUCAAGUGUUUUUUUUAUUUUGUGCUUAAAUUUUAGGUUUAUAUGCAGCAGCAUGUGAUCUUAAGAUGGAAUGGGCCAUUAUCAAAGGUGUAUCAGAUUUGGCGGGUGAAAGUGAUUUGGAAGAGGUGGCGAAACUUUGGAAGCAAUUUGCUAGUGUAAUGGCGGCAUCUGUUGUACACCAUAUGUUCAAAUGGCCUGUUGUGCUACAAGGCUGGCCUCACUACGAAGAAGCAGAAGACACCCAAGGUAUGGAGUCAUUCUUCUUUACCGGAAUGAAAUUGGAUUUUUAAAAAUAAAUUUAAUUAAUUGUCCAAAUUUAUAAUUUUGCCUUAUUCAUUUAUUUAUUUCUCCCUCUUCAUUUGUCCCAUUUCUCAUUCCAUCAAUCAUCCUUUCAUCCAUUCAUCUUUGUGCCAUUCCAUCCUUUUAUUUUUUCCCUUCUAUCCCUCCAACCAGAGAUUUUACCUUUCAUAAUAUUCCCUUCAUUCUUUCAUACAUUUCAUCCAGUGGUAAAAUAUUGGGCCUCCCGUUGGAAAAAUUCUGACCAGUGCAAGCAUGUGCAUUAUAUUUUCAUUUCUUGUAAUGGAAAUUUUAUAUCUUCCUAUGUUUUAAAUGGUCUGGAUCGUUAUGUGUUAAAUGGUUAUUUAAAAUCACCUAAACACAUUAAAAUAGCCCUCAAAAUGCUGAAAAAAAAUUGAAUAGAAUUUAAAAAUUUUUGUGGGGAGCAUUACCCCGGACGCCCUUAAAAGUUCAUUGUACUAUAUUCAGAGCUUUCCUCUGGGGGCGCGCAGAGAACUUAUAAGCACCCUGAUACUAACGACUAAUAAUCGUGCGUGCAGUUUUCUGAGUUGGAAAGCCCUGUAUAUUUUGCAUGGACAUCAUGGGAAGCCAAAUACAUUCUCACAAACACACAACUUUGUUCAAACUAGCGCAGGGUAAAAUUGCUUGGGCCCCUCCCUGGAUUUUUUGCCCCCCCCUGACUAAAAAUUCUGGCUACGCCACUGAUUUCGUCUGUGUUUCCUUAUAUUCAGAUGACUAUCAUUUGUCCUUUUCAUCCUUUUUUUUUUAUUAUAGCCUGUGUAGCGGCUGGUUUUCCUCCUGGCUGGUUAAUUUUGCAGGUUGCAGGUUCGCAAUUCCCUACAUCCAGAUGAUAAAUGAGAUCAGUUACUGAUCUCCACUUCCGGUUUUCAUCACAAACAAUAACUUUAUUGAAACAAAAAUACCAAUACUGGUAUAUAUAGAAUACAGCAAAUGUCUAUUAUAAGCUAUACUAGAAAAUACAUGCAUGCAGAAACCCUCGCCUUGCUGACAAAACUAUUAUGUUUUCUAAACACGAAGAAUAGUCAUGGUAACAUGAUAAUUUUGAGAAUAGUUUUAAAAUUGAAAAAUCCCCCCAAAAUGAUCAAUUAAAUUCCCAAACAUGUAUAUGCUAGGUAUGUUAUUAUACAUAAUAUAAGCUUCAAUUUAAUGUAAAAAUCAACCACAAACGCUUCGCAAAACGUUUCAAAAUGUUCUUAAAACUAAACUGCCUUUUAUCGGUAAACAUUGAGUUUCAAAAUCAAAAUAAAUUGAUUCUUGCAUGAAAAUAACUCGCCGUCAUGCCACAGAGAAUGCUGAAAACCGGAAGUGGAGAUCAGUCACUGAUCUCAUUCAUCGUCUGGAUGUAGGGAAUUGCAAACCUGCAACCUGCAACCUGCAAAAUUAACCAGCCGUUUUCCUCCCCCCAAAAAACUGGCAGCUACACAGGCUAUUCUUAUUACAAUGCUGUUUAUAGGGUUUGUAAUCCAAGUGAGUAUAUAUAGACUUUAAUUUAAGACCUGACCAGGAACGACCGUGAAAAAGUGCAGCACAAGGUCCUCUGGUAGGAAUUGAACGUGCGGCCCUGCGAUUCCGGUGCAGCGCUCUAACCAACUGAGCUACAGAGGCCAGCUGUUGAGCUGUAACCGUAAGUUCAUGUAUUUUUAGGUGAUUGGGUGUGCAGGUUGUGAUAAGGUGGACUUUUCCUUUUCCUCCAUCAGGGUUCGAAUUAGCAAUGUGCAAUUUGCACAUCGUUUUGGACCAAAUAGUGAAAACUGCACAUCACUAAUUUUCCGAACGAUGUGCAAAAAAAUCAGACUGGGACUAUUUUCUACAGGGUAUUGUGAAAAAUACUGUUUCCAGAAGGGUUAAAAAUCAUAGAAAUUAUAAAUAACACUAGAGGGAGCAUCGAGGAUCAAAUUUGGGAGCGCGGUAAUGGGGGCAAAUUGAAAUCACGGAUAAACACCGCACAGUUCUUGGAUUACACUUGAAACCACAAACAAUUAAAACAAGAGUCACCAAACUGGAUGUUUUAUAUUUUGAAUUCAAACGACGAAUUUCCUCUUGAAAAGAUCAAAAUUGCUGACAUCAGCAUUAUUUUGGAGCGCUCUCAAAAGUUUGUUAUAGACAAAAUUGUGGUAAAAAUGCUUGGUAAAAAUCAAAACUGACUACUUAACUGCCAUAAACAAGAAUUUAGAGAUUUGGCUCAAACUCGCUCUUAUUUUAGCAUUUUAAUUUUUUGGCCCCCAAUAGCCGCGUUCCCUUUCUUUGACUGAAUUAAGAUUACGAUGCCCGCUCUAGUGUUAUUUAUAAUCUCUAUGUUAAAAAUGCUCUUCCAGAGGGGUUUCAAGUCUCUUCCAGGGGUCAAUUGCACAGAUUUUUAUUCAUUCCAGGGGCCGCGGUUGUUCAGAGGUGGGUUAGCACUUUAACCUGCUGUUUUAGUUUGCGUAUUUCUGCACGUCUGUUUAUUUCAAAACUUCAGAGAAGUAAACUCCUGUUGACCCCAACAAGAUUUCUGAAGAAAUAUUUCCUAAUUUAUAGACAAGCUGUCAGGAAGUUUGCUUUGAAUUUUAGGUUAACCUAGGGUUAAGCUGAUCGCCUUUUGAACAACCGGCCCCAGAGGGGUAAAAAUCCCCAAAAGCAGAGGUCCUCAACACAGGGAAGGGUUGCUUUUUAAAAGUAAUAGUCCAUUAAACAAGUUGGUGCAUGACAAGAGCUGCAUUUGAUCCAAGCCUAACUUCAGUUGCAGAUGAGAAUCCACGUACUUCCGUACAAGAAGCACACUCGCGACCGCCGUCGAUGCCACGACGACCGACCAGGUUUGAACUUUAUGAAAGAGAAUCUUCCGUUAGUGGAGGCUCCGAUGUCAGCAGACGACCUAGCGGCUUUGAACGAAGGUGUGUGCUUGUAGUACAUUGAGCUUUUACGCUCCUAGAAAGUUAUAAAGGAAACAGUGGGUCAAUCCCGAUUUAUUAGCAGGAUCCGCGGAAGAACGAGGCCGGAGACAACUCUAUAGCUUCUUUUCCAUUCAUUGCAAGAGUGAACUUGCAAACUGGAUUUCAUCACAAUGCUCGACAUUUUGUUUUUAUUGGAUACAAACACUCGCAUCAAGCUUGCAAGUUGUUUUUUGUGAUUUUGUUGAGACUUAAAUUGUGACCGAACCGAAAUUAUCUGGUUUUGAGUUCGUCCUGGUCUCAUGUAAAUGUGACAUCGCUUUCUUUUGAACAAUAUGAACACAAUUUAUUAUUACACUGACCCGAAAGGUCAAGUGUCUUAAAUCCCUAAUUUUCUGUUUUCUUCGUCGUCGAGAAAGCGCAUCGCAGGCUCAGGGUGCAACGAUUAAGCCAAAAUGCCAUCGAUUCAAAUGCCAUCGAUUCCCCGACUAGCCCGCGUGCAGGCCCAAGGGAGCAGGCUCAAGGGAACUUGAUAGUGGGCCUGCAAGCAAGGCCCGGUAUUUUGUACUUUCCGCGUUCGCCCACGAACGCGGCAUUCUGAUUGGCUGUUUGCUUUUGGAUUCUAUAAUUAGGUCAGUGAUUCAUCACAAAGGCAUAGACAAAGGCUCUCGAUAAGCUUAAAAUUCGAAAAUUGAUCACUUUUUUCGAUUACAAAUGAACAAGAACAGACUGUUUAUUGUUUACUUGAAGGAAGAGAUGUUUUUGCCGUUAUGCCAAUGGGGAUUGCUUGUCGUAAGGUGUUGGAAUAGCAACAUUACGACUGGGGUAAACUCUAGUAUACCACAGAGCCUUUAAUACACUUGAGUUUCAUUAAUUUCAAACAGACUUGAUACGUUAUAUGUUCCCCAAGAAAAUGAUAUUUUGGUUGAUGUUGAGAUUCAGUUGCAUGUAAGCCUAUUCAAAACACUUUGCGAUUUACAAGGCUUCGCUGAGAGAGCGAAACGAAACAGGUAUUAAAUUGCCGUUUGAAACGAAACGAUCUGGACUCUGAACGCUCUCUUCUUUUGUAGAGUUAUUUACCAAAUGAAAUAACUAAAAUGAAUUUCGUGCUUUCCGCCGCCAACAAGAAUUGCACACACGAUCUGAUAAGUGAGACAAUUUAUUUAUAACAAUGGCGACAGCGAAGCACACAUAAUAUAAAUGCUGAUGUGGUCGCACGACUUCCCUCACGAAUUGAAGUUUGAGACUGGUUUUCUGUUGAAAUUCGUCUUAAUUUGCCUGUUCCGAUUUUAGUUGAAAAUGAGUACCGGCAAAUUUGUCAAUUACUGACGGCGUUGCUUGCUUUUUUGGAGUUAAAACGCAAGCCAUUUAGACAUCGUUUAUAUUCUGAAUAAGCAGAGAAAACCCCGCAACAUUUUAAUGCGAGUUUGUUUGUUAAUAUUUGGGUGCUGUCAUUGGUUCUUUUUUGACAAUUGACGCGCGAAUGGGGCGUGUUAUGAAAAGGGGCGUUUUAUGAAAAGGGGCGUUUUAUAAAAUACCGGCCCUUGCUUGCAGGCCCACUAUCAGUUCCCUUGGGCCUGCACGCGGGCUAUUCCCCGACUGCUUGAUUUAAUUUUUAUAGUAACAAGCUCGUAUUUAUGUACCUAGCAGCCGGUUCAUGCCAUGCUUGUGGUACAUCUUUCUUUAUUAGCCCAUACACUUGUACACACGCGCACAAUUGCGAACUCCAAGGAUAGAGCUCCAGUGACAUAUUCAGUUCAGUUUCAAAAUGGCGGCUUGUCACUGAAUAUAAUUCACACAGUUUCGUUGAAUUUUUAAAGAAUUGUGCCAAUUUCCUAUGGAUUUACGUUGUGUCACACUCUGGACUUUCUUGCGUGUUGAAUUAAUGUGUUUUUCUUUGUGUAACGACUCGAAAACCGCAGAAUUUGGACCCAGCGAAUUUAUGUCAAACUGUUCUGCAGGGCCGUAGCUAGAACGCUAAUUGGGAGGGGGGUGUAUAUUCAUAUAUUCGUGUUCUGCCCGACGGAUUUCUUUUGAAAUCGAUUGUCUUUAUGGUAUGUGAACAUGAAUAUAUGAAUAUACAAACCAUAAGAGUAUUGUCUAGCUACGGCCCUACUUUUCUACGAACUCUCUUGCUCCCCACUCCCUUGUCUAUUACACCAUAGCGCGUAUGUCCUCAUUUUCAAGCAGAUCAGUGUGAACGCCUGACCGCCUAGGCGUCUUGUUUUAUUUCAGAUAUCGAGGAGGUGGCCGAGGAGGAUAUGAUGGCAUGCGAAGCGGUAGAGAUGAUUCAGGAGGGUUUGGAGGUAGCGGAAUUAGUUCCGUAGUUCCCCGGAAUUACGACAUCUUUACAUACAGACAGACAGACAGACAGACACAGACAGACAGACAGACAGACAGACAGACAGACAGACAGACAGACAGACAGACAGACAGACAGACAGACACUGAAGACACAAAUCGAAAUCUCGAUCGACUGUACAUAACUCGGCCAAAGAGACUGGGCACAAGUAAACGCAGGCACGCAAUACUUCAUGUUAAGAAUAGUGUGCUGCCUUCGGCAGCAACAAACACAAAAACAUAACUGAUGCCGUGAUGCGCUAGCUUUAUAAUGAACGAUAACAUUGACUGCAAUUUCAUGCAUACCAGCUUCAAUUAAAGUGAAUUAUCGAGUUAAGAAUGGCUUAAAAACUUCGCAGAUAUGAAUGAAACCGACAACACAAAGCAAGUACGGCAUGGCAUUUUACUACUGAAAUGUUUACACUUACCCAAACCGGCACAACAACGAUUAAAUUAUCAAAGAUAUCAACAUCAAAACAUUAAAACAAUUAUUAUACAAACUUUGUUUCACGGUUGAACAGCCACUAAUUCAUGAAACUGCAGGCUUAUAUUUCCAGUUAAAAUCGAGGAAAAAAAAGUGUUGUACUUUCUUAAACUUUUUAACGAAAUGUAAAACAAAACAUUGCUUGUAAAACAGCAAAAUACGUCCAUUCAAAAUGAACAGCAAUUUACUUCGGCAGAUUUUGUACUCGCGCAUGCGCAUAACGUCGAAAACCGUCCAUGACAUAAACAAAAUGGAGGAUAACUUUGAACUCCGCUAUGUUUUCACAUACCCGGGUAUAAUUAGCCGUGCGGAAUUAGUACCCUCGCACGGCGCUUCGCGCCGCCGGCUCGGGGAUAAAGAGAUAAUUUUGAAGGGUCUGUACCAGUGUAGGUAGUGGCAAUAAUAAGAAAGCUUUGGAUUGAUACAACUAUCUGAAAAAUACAAGGAGAUAUAAUUAUAAAGAUAAACCUUUAUUAUGUGAACUGUAGUGUUUUGACUUUAUGUGGUUUUUCACUGGCAAAGUUUUAUUAAUAAAUUCACGUGGAGUGUAAACAACUACCAGAGAUGGCAAUAUAGAAAAUCUCAGUAAGAAAUAGUUAAUUGAAUUGGUUCCAAUUGAGAUAUUUACAUAAUACAUCUGUAGUAAUCUUCAGCCGGCCUUCCACUAGGCGAAUUUGUUCUUGCGAAGCCUUUUUCAAUUUUCACGCUCGGUUUAUCCGCCAUUUUGGGCACUGUGUCUUCCAAGUCUGCGAGUGCAGGCACUGCAAAAUACCACAUUUUGUCACUGCAGUUGUUUGUAUAAUGGUGAAUUUACAGUUACAACUUUGAAAAGUGACUUUUCACAUUGUUUAUUAAGGCACAUUUCCACUGAAGCAAAAUUUCCACGGACAGAGUCCAAAAAAAAGUUUAAAAUUUUCAACUUCAAAAUUUUUUCCGGCCAAUCACAUUUUACAAAAUUUUCCAUAACCGUUUAUCUCUUCUCUUUUUCAGGUUCUGGAAAUAACUUUGACAGCAACGCGGCGGCUGCAGGAUUCAACGCCGUACCGGGUGCUAUUGCUUUUAACACCGGGGGCAGUGGUGAGGCGACCAACAGCUUCGGCAAUAUCGGUUCGGCGGCAGCGAGUACCGGCUACGGUGGGGGAUAUGGUGGAACCCAGGCGAACGCCAUGGGUAACUCUGGCUUCUUUGAGGAUUCAGAAAAUGAAGCAUUUGUCAAUCAGUCCGGGGGGAUGGCGAAUCAAGUCGUUCAGUAUUACAUUGAAAACGUCAAUUUGGGAACGUCAAUUUCCCAGGAGGGUAACCAAUGA